AUGAAUCUAACAAAAUCUCGUCUUAUCUCACUCUCCCCGUCUCUCUCACGCAGACUCUUCAAAAGGAGAAGUGAAGCCCAACGCCAAAACCGUAAGCUCACCGCUCUCUCCCAUACUCGCCGAUCUUCUACCGAUACAGGGGGAGCCCAAAACUAUGGGAAGAAAGACAACACAGGCAAAGCUUCAUCCUCGGAUCAAAAUAGUUAUGCUGCUUGGGCGAAAGAAACACGUGAAUGUGAAGAGAAAUAUAAGGUGGAUAGAGAAUUUGGUCUAUCAGAUGCAGAAGUUGAGAAACGAUUAGAGAUCCAUGGGUUGAAUGAACUUGAGAAGCAUGAAGGACCAUCAGUUUUCCGUCUAAUUUUAGAUCAGUUCAAUGACACACUAGUUAGAAUCUUACUUGUUGCUGCUGUGAUUUCUUUUGUCCUUGCCUGGUAUGAUGGUGAAGAAGGUGGAGAGAUGGAGAUCACAGCAUUCGUAGAGCCUCUGGUAAUUUUUUUGAUACUAAUUCUUAACGCGAUUGUUGGUGUUUGGCAAGAAAGUAAUGCUGAAAAAGCUUUAGAGGCCCUUAAAGAAAUUCAAUCAGAACACGCAGCUGUCAUACGCAAUGGUAGAAAAGUUACAGGCUUACCCGCAAAAGAACUUGUUCCAGGUGAUAUUGUGGAGCUUCGUGUAGGGGAUAAAGUCCCUGCUGAUAUGAGGGUCUUGAAUCUAAUCAGCUCAACACUUAGAAUGGAACAGGGCUCUUUAACUGGAGAAAGUGAAGCUGUUAGUAAAACCACCAAACCUGUUGCUGAAGAGACUGAUAUCCAAGGGAAAAAGUGCAUUGUAUUUGCAGGGACAACAGUUGUAAAUGGGAAUUGUAUUUGUUUGGUCACAGAAACAGGGAUGAAUACUGAAUUAGGAAAAAGUGCAUUCCCAGAUCCAUGA
Messenger RNA from Lactuca virosa, 927 nucleotides. The record is from the annotation of a GenBank genome assembly. Lineage: Eukaryota; Viridiplantae; Streptophyta; Magnoliopsida; Asterales; Asteraceae.